AUUAUACUUUCCUAGCUUUAAGGGUAAGGAAAUAAGUGAUUGAAACGUCUUCACACACACAUACAUACACACACAGCCAGGAGCUCCAGAAGAACAAAUCCAUAGAAAAACAGAAGCAAUGGAAAUGUCACAAAGAAAUGUGGAUGGAAUUUCAAAUGGAGCAUUUUAUUCAGACGCGAACGAUUAUGAUGAUGUUGAAAGUAACAAAAGGAAAAAAGAUGAACUUGAUGAUGAUGUUGGAAAAAGCAACAGUUUUUUAAGCAAAAUGGCCAAACCAUAUGACAAAGCUGCAGAGUUCAGCAAGAAGCAUUCACGUGUUCUGAAAUUCAUUAUCAUUGGAAUUCUAUGUGCAGGGUAUGCAGCUUACUUUAUUGCGGCUUGUGUCCUGAACUUUAAUCGUGCCAUUGCUUUACUGGUAAUAACAUGUGUGGUACUUUUCUUCUUGGCUUAUGACCUAUUCAUGGCACGAUUUGGCAAACAUAUUAAACGUUUCUUUACACCACUUGGAAAAUUCUUGAAGAAAUACAAAAAAUGGAUAAAGUGGAUAUUUGCUGCAUUGGUUCUUAUUGGAUUGAUCCUCUGGUUGGUAUUGGACACAGCGAAGAGACCCGCACAGCUUAUUUCAUUUGGAGGUGUCUGCAUGUUUGUCAUUUUCCUCUUUAUUAUGUCCAAACACCACCGUGCAGUGGCCUGGCGGGCAGUAUUUUGGGGUCUUGGAAUGGAGUUCGUCUUGGGAAUCUUCAUUAUUCGCACUGAGCCAGGUUACCAGGCUUUUAAGUUUCUUGGUGAACAAAUUCAGAUUUUUCUCAAUUAUACAACUGCUGGCUCAGGGUUUGUUUUUGGGGAAACCUUAAUUAAAGAAGUUUUCGCUUUUCAGGCUCUUCCUAUAGUCGUGUUUUUUAGCUGCGUGAUGUCAGUCCUUUACUAUCUUGGGCUAAUGCAAUAUAUCAUUCUUAAGAUUUCCUGGCUCAUGCAAGUAACAAUGGGAACCACAGCUACAGAAACACUCAGUGUUGCUGGUAAUAUAUUUGUGGGACAGACAGAAGCUCCAUUGCUUAUCCGUCCCUACUUACCAGAUAUGACAAAAUCUGAAAUCCAUGCUGUAAUGACCGGGGGUUUUGGAACUAUUGCUGGCAGUGUGAUGGGUGCAUACAUCUCUUUUGGGAUUGAUGCAUCUUCACUUAUCGCAGCCUCUGUCAUGGCUGCUCCAUGCGCUCUUGCCCUCUCCAAGCUGGUUUACCCUGAAAUAGAAGAAUCAAAAUUCAAAAAUGAGGAAGGUGUCAAGAUAGAAAAAGGGGAAGAAAGAACUAUACUGGAAGCUGCCAGCAAUGGUGCCUCUACCUCUGUGGGUCUGGUCGCAAACAUUGCAGCCAAUUUAAUUGCAUUCACCGCCUUACUUCAGUUCAUCAAUGCUGCUUUCUCCUGGUUGGGUGGAAUGGUGAACUAUCCAAAACUCACACUACAGCUAAUACUGUCCUACAUCUUCAUGCCUGUGGCCUUUAUGAUGGGAGUAGAAUGGGAUGAAGCGGGUCCAGUCGGUGAGAUGUUGGGCACAAAGAUAAUUCUCAAUGAGUUUGUGGCAUAUCGAAUACUGGCUGACUAUAAAGAUAAUCGUCUGCAAGGUCUUGAGGAAUGGGUAGAUGGAUCCAGACAGUGGAUUUCGGAGCGAGCAGAGGUCAUCACUACAUUUGCUCUUUGCGGAUUUGCUAAUAUCAGCUCCAUUGGGAUCAUGCUAGGAGGGCUGUCCUCCAUGGCGCAGGAGCGUAAAGGUGACCUUGCCAAAGUAGUGGUUCGGGCUUUGAUGACUGGAGCGUGUGUAUCAUUUGUUAAUGCAGCCAUUGCAGGAAUUUUGUAUACACCAAGAAGCCUAGUAGACUGCAUACCAUUUCUUGGAAGCACAGAGGCUUAUGGGAAUAAAACCUAUAAUCUUUAUGUCUGUUGUCAGGACAUUUAUGGGAGCACUCAAAAUAUGAAUGGGACACUGUCAUUUAUAAAUGGAUGGAAAAACGUGACACACUCUACCAUGGCUGUCAUGAACUGCUGCUUCUUUUACAACAAUACAGAUUGCCUUGGUUUGUGAUCAACGUCAUCCGUCUACUAGCUAAUGUAUUAAUGGACAGACCAGCACUGAAAACAUCUGCACCAGGCAUUGAUUAAACACUUUUGGAAAAUCUGAUAUCAGAAGGACUUCAGCCAUGUUGACAUACAGAACAACAGACAUAUCAAUUAUUUAUACAGUAGUUUCAUUGGAUUAUUGUAAAACAUUGGUAAGUCACCAUCCCCCCGCAUAACAAAGACCGAGGUAAAGUGGAAGCUUACUUUCUGUUUGCAUUAUGAAGAACACAUUACGUUUGAAGACCUCAGAAAAACUACCUGAUUGUAUUUUUUUUUGCUAAGAUAUAACUGUCUAAUAUAGUGAAGAUACUUGUGUAUUAUAUGCAUGUAAUGUCUGAUAAUAUAUAGUUAUAAUUGUUAACACUAAAAGAAAAGUUAAAGGGGUUAGCCAAGACUAUAAAAAUGUCCCCCAUAUGCUGGGCCCGUCACAAUGAAUAUAUUUAUCUGGCUCCCCGCUCCCUGCGC
Molecule: messenger RNA, 2580 nt
Organism: Bufo bufo (common toad)
Lineage: Eukaryota; Metazoa; Chordata; Amphibia; Anura; Bufonidae
Gene: SLC28A1
Product: solute carrier family 28 member 1
Exons: 18
Coding region: 119-2080 (653 amino acids)
Biological process (GO): nucleoside transmembrane transport
Cellular component (GO): membrane
Molecular function (GO): nucleoside:sodium symporter activity
Source: RefSeq, a predicted model, not a curated record